CCUUUCUCGCUAUAAAUACGUACAGUAGUUGCUUAAACCGACCACAACAUAAAUCUUAAUCUUAGCUAGCUUGUCUUAGCUGAUCUAUCUAUCUAUCCUCCAAACAAGGCAGCGCACGUACGUACGUUAUUCAAUAUGACAGUGAUGAUGAUGAAGAGAAGUCGAAAGGAAGUUGCCGCGGACGCGGAGGUGCUCGCCAUGGCAAACUGUCUCGAUCUUCUCUCCCGUCCCGGAGCCGCCGUCAACGCGGCGGCUUCGUUGGAGUUCGGGUGCAGGACCUGCACAAAGAGGUUCCAGUCGUUCCAGGCUCUGGGCGGCCACAUGGCGAGCCACAAGAGGAUCAAGACCAUGAAAAGGGAAGGGAGCGAGAGAAAAGGCCAUAAAUGUGUUGUUUGUGGUUUGGUGUUUGGCUUGGGUCAGGCCUUGGGUGGUCACAUGAGAAAACAUCGCACCGACCUAUUACAGGUUAAUACUGCCAAAAUAUCCAAAAGAGAUGAAAAGGAAGAAUACAUGGAUGGGGUUUAUAGUAAAAUGGACGAUGAAAGAGCGGUUAUGUUUGAUUUGAAUUUGAAUCCUCAGCGAGAUUGGAUGGCACCAGGAGAGGAAGCUGCUGAUUUUCCUAGGACAACUUUGAAUUUGUUCAUAUAGUUAGUUUAUGGCCUCGAUCAAUAUUUUUCUUUAAUUUCUUAAUAAUUAUCUGUAAAUUAUUUGUAGUAUAUAGAGUAAUAUAUACGAGUAGAUUAGAAGUGUAGUUUUUCUAUAACAAUAAUAACCAUCACAUAUACUACCCUCGUUCUUAAAUAAAUGCAACACUUUGACUUUUACACUAUUCACAUGUUUUACUUUGAC
Cuscuta epithymum is the source of this 849-nucleotide messenger RNA. NCBI's taxonomy places the organism in Eukaryota, Viridiplantae, Streptophyta, Magnoliopsida, Solanales, Convolvulaceae. The record is from the annotation of a GenBank genome assembly.